UGUUUUUUUUUUUUUUUUAAUAGGAGAAAGCGGAACGAGUACUUUUUAGUUGUUGAAAUCAUACGAAUUUAUUGUAAAUUUUCAGAUUGUUGUUCUGGUUUUUUUUUGGACGAACGGAAUCUCCGCCUUUGUUCAAAUCCGAGUCAGUGCUGUGUUCUGAUUGGCUGAUCCACAUGUCUGCCGAAGCCACCUGUUGCGCCCUGGGGGAGUGUGGGGCGGGGAGGGGAGGGGCAGGAAGUGUGUCAGAGCGGCUUCCUGUGUCCUCUGCCCCAGCCUCUCCCUUAGUAACGCCCCCCCCCCCAUCCUUUGAGCUGAAGCCUCUGCCCUUCCCGAGCAGUAAGUACGUGAAGCUCAAUGUGGGCGGGUCCCUCCACUACACCACAGUGCAGACCUUGAGCAAGCAGGACAGCCUUCUAAAGGAGAUGUUCAGCGGGAGCGUGGAGGUGCUGACUGACAGCGAGGGCUGGGUGCUAAUUGAUCGCAGUGGAAAGCACUUCGGCACGGUGUUGAAUUUCCUGCGGGACGGGGCCGUGCCGCUGCCAGACGCCCCCCGGGAGCUGCAGGAGGUGCAAGCAGAGGCACGGCACUACCGGGUCCCGGGGCUGCAGGAGGCCUGCCACACUGCUCUGCAGCAAAAGAGUGCGGGUGCGGACGCUGUGUGCAGGAUUCCCAUGAUCACCUCCCCCAAAGAAGAGCAGAAACUCAUCUCCUCCUGCAGCCAGCCAGUUGUUAAACUUCAACACAACAGAAGCAACAAUAAAUAUUCCUACACAAGUAACUCGGAUGAUAAUCUGCUGAAGAACAUUGAGCUGUUCGACAAACUGGGGCUGCGUUUCAACGGGCGAGUCCUGUUCAUCAAGGACGUCCUGGGGGACGAGAUCUGCUGCUGGUCCUUCUAUGGAGAGGGCAGGAAGAUUGCAGAGGUGUGCUGCACCUCCAUCGUGUAUGCCACAGAGAAAAAACAGACCAAGGUUGAAUUUCCCGAGGCCCGUAUCUUCGAGGAGACUCUCAAUAUCCUGAUCUACGAGGGGGGGCGGGGCGGGGGCGUGUCCUCGGCUGUGCUGGAGGCGGGCGGAGUGGCCUCGGCACUAGGGCUCCUCCCCCCAGAGGAGGAGGAUGAGAGGGGGGGCCGUGAGAAGAGGGUGCGGAGGAUUCAUGUGAGGAGACACAUCAUGCAUGAUGAGAGACCGCACGGGCAACAGGCUGUGUUCAAGGACUGAGAGACCCCUGUACCCCAGCCCUGACACUGAGCCUGACUCCCUCGUUCCGGGUACAGUACAGGCACUGUCCUUGGGCUGUACACUUCAAGAAGAACAAUAACCCCAACCCCUCACAUCUAUGCCCUAACCCUACCCCUCUAUAGACCUGAAGAGAGGGGCACAUCAGAUCAGACAGCCCCCUCCCACCUCCAGAAUGGCUGUAAGGACUGAGAAACCCCACACUCCUUUCCUCCCUCCCCUCUCUCCCCAAUCCACUCCUCUCCCCAAAGUUUUAAAUCCAUUCUCUCACCUCUUAUUAGCUUUAUUAACAGGAUCACUGGCCCCUCCCUUUAAAGGAGCGCUGACCAU
Messenger RNA from Polyodon spathula (Mississippi paddlefish), 1568 nucleotides. It is a transcript of the gene kctd13, whose product is annotated as potassium channel tetramerization domain containing 13. Lineage: Eukaryota; Metazoa; Chordata; Actinopteri; Acipenseriformes; Polyodontidae. Gene Ontology annotation, cellular component: Cul3-RING ubiquitin ligase complex. The record is from RefSeq and is a predicted model, not a curated record. The transcript has 7 exons. Gene Ontology annotation, biological process: proteasome-mediated ubiquitin-dependent protein catabolic process; protein ubiquitination; negative regulation of Rho protein signal transduction. The coding region runs from base 174 to 1220 and encodes 348 amino acids. Gene Ontology annotation, molecular function: ubiquitin-protein transferase activity; protein binding.